AUGGACUAUACCGAUGGAGAGGACCUCGGAAUGGCGCUGGUCGUUCCAUCUUAUUUUCUUUUCUCGUUCGUCUUUUUUUUUGCUCUGGCUGGGCGUCGAGCCAAGUGAAGACGCGACUGACCGUGGGGAGGAGAUGGAGUAGUAGAUGGAGAGUGCAGAGACAUCUCCUCGCCGAGAGCCGGAGCAGAUAGCCGCCAGCCGAAAUCGCGGCCGGCCGCGUCGUCGUUGCCGCCACAGCAGCAGCAAAAAAAAAGUGGGCGGGGCGACGGCGCAAUGCGCGGCUGGCCAGUGCCGCAAAAACGCGUUGGUCGGCGCAUUGCGGCGGCCGCCGUCGAUGUGCCCCCAGGGCCGACGCACAAUUAA
Caenorhabditis auriculariae is the source of this 363-nucleotide messenger RNA. The record is from the annotation of a GenBank genome assembly. Lineage: Eukaryota; Metazoa; Nematoda; Chromadorea; Rhabditida; Rhabditidae.